AGACACACGACCCCCCCCUCUCUUCAUCCAUCCCUCCCCUCCCACCGUCUCUCUAUUCCAUCCACUCUCUUUUCUACAACAAACAUGGCCGCGAAAUCAGACGGCACAGCCGUGUCUUUGCAGAAUGACAUUCCGCCGACGUGCCUCCCCGCUCCGGAGAAACGCACGCCCCAGAAGGAGCACUCCCUCCUGGACUGCUGCUGGACCCUAUGCGCCCUCUUGGUGUUUUUUUCGGACGGUGCUUCGGACCUGUGGCUGGCUGCCGACUACUAUCUCAGGCGGGACUAUUGGUGGUUCGCGCUGACACUCGUUUUCAUCCUAAUACCGUCUGUGGUGGUGCAGGUGCUCAGUUUUAGAUGGUUCGCGUACGAUUACUUGGACGCGAACGGGAGCGGCACGGCCGCGGCUGCUUUGGUGGCGGCGUCCAACGCGGAGGCUCAGUUCAGCACCAAGGACAGCGAACAACGGGGCGCUGGCCGGUCUGCCGUGAUCACCGGAACCCGGAGCAGGACCGACGCGUGCUGCAGAGUCUGCGUGUGGCUCUUUCAAUGCAUCGUCCAUAUACUUCAGCUGGCACAGGUGUGGAGGUAUGUUCAUGCCUUAUAUCUGGGAGUGCAAAGCCGCUGGCGUGGACACCAUGGACACAGACAUUUCUACUGGCGAAUGAUGUUCGAGAGCGCUGAUAUCAGCAUGCUGAGGCUGCUGGAAACCUUUCUGAAGAGCGCACCUCAACUCGUUCUGCAGCUCAGCAUUAUGAUCCAGACCAGCCAAGUUCUGCCCUUGCAGGGUUUGUCUGCAUCAGCCUCUCUGGUGUCUCUGGGAUGGAUGAUGGCAUCUUAUCAGAAGGCAUUACGAGACUCUCGUGACGACAAGCUUCCCAUGUCAUAUAAAGCAGUGAUGGUGAACAUCCUUUGGCACUUGUUCACAGUGGGAGCGCGUGCCAUGGCCUUCGCUCUUUUUGCCUCCAUCUUCCAGCUCUACUUUGGCAUUUUCAUCGUGGCCCACUGGUGCGCCAUGACGUUCUGGAUUAUCCAGGGCGAGACUGACUUCUGCAUGUCUAAAUGGGAGGAAAUCAUCUACAACAUGAUGGUGGGCAUCGUGUACAUAUUCUGCUGGUUCAGCGUGCGUGAGGGUCCCACGCGAUGCCGUCUGCUCCUCUACAGCCUCAUAGUUCUGGUUGAGAAUGUGGCCCUUACUGCCAUUUGGUACAUAUACCGCAGUCCACGUACCUCGGACUUUUACGCCGUGGUGAUAGUUUGUGUGGUGUGUUGCAGCUACGCCCUGGGCACAUUUUUUAUGUUCGUCUAUUACUGCCUGUUGCACCCUGAUGGGCCUGUGUCUGGGACCUAUAUUGGAUGCUGCGGGGUACGGGUGAGUGCCGUUCCAGAUCCCUGCAUUUCAUCGCCCACUUCUGCCGCCGCUCCUUUGGAUGCGGUCAGCAGCCCUCCACGGACACUGCAGAGGACUAAAGGAGGCGAGGCGGUUGAUGGUGGGGAUGUGUUCAAAGUGCGGCCCGUUGCGAGCAUUCGAACCCCCGCACCUCGCCUCUCACCAAGGACAGAGGGGCCGGUAAUUCGCAUCGACUUGCCCAGGAAACAAUACCCAGCGUGGGACGCCCACUUCAUUGAUCGCAGACUGCGAAAGACCAUCUUGGUACUGGAAAGUGCGGCUCCGGUCACGCCAAGGAUCCAGUAUCGGUGUCUAGGCACACCCAAGGAAGUGAUGGAGUAUGAGACGACGGUCUGAAAAUUUGUUAGAUUAGCUGCUUAUCUGUGCAAAUAUAGGAUGUAGUACAUAAGUGUGCAAAGUCUGUCCUCUCCAGCAUUAUAAGGCGGAGACGCAGUGGAAGUUUGGUACUCUUUAUCAUCUGUGUAGGCACCUGACAUGAUACACUAGUGUCUAAACAAGGGCCACACUGGUAAAAUGAGACCACAGGUUAUUGGGUCAGAGCUUUAGGAAGUUAUGCAGGAUAAAGCUGAUUAUUUUAAGCAAAAAAGAAAACACCAGAAUUGAGAUAUAGGAGUAACAAGGUUACAAAACACCUAUCAAUGUAGUACAUCAACGGUGAUGGUGCUUAAACACAUCAUUAACACCAUUUCAAACCAUUCUGGAUGUUUUUAUUGAAACUUUUGGGGCCUGAACAGCAAUUACUGAAUCCAUUCGGUAGUAAUGUGCUCUGUUCCUCUGAGGUUGUGAUGUGUACAAGGCCUUAAUGAGUUUUAUCUUGGCCAUUCAACAUCUGAAAGGUGCAUUCCAGCCAUCUUUAGCAGCAGUUAGGUUUCAAACAUUGAACAAAUUGUGUCUGUGGUUCUUUCACAAAAAUAAAAUAAGCUCCUGAUAAUGUUUUCAGGCAUUGUUAAGCACAGAAUGUAAUGCCAUCAUGGACAGGUUUCAAUCACAAGAUUUCUAUUCUCCUUUAAAACUAUUCAUGUUUUUAAAAAGAAGCUCCUCACCAUCAAGGCCACUUUUAAGUAGACACAUUUCAAGGAUAAACAAGAAUCACUAAAUAAUGCUGUAUUUCAGUUUUGUACAUGUUACAUAGUAUCAUAAUGCUGAUAAUAGGUCUGAUGCUGAAAAGUGGGUGGGUGCAUCUACAAAUAGGAUUUCAUAAAUGUUUAUUUAAAUGUCAAAGAAUCCGGGUUAAGCUUAUUUAUUAAAUGCCUGUAAUUUGAAAGUGAGAAUGGUAUUACAACAGUAAGGGAUAUCCAUGUCUAAGCUAAUAAGUUUGUAUGUUGCUCAUUGUAUUGAUGUCACGGUUAAAAGGAAGAAAGUCAUAUAGCAUUAAGCAUUUGUUUACAUGUUUCCAAACACUUCUCUUUUUAUGAUUCAUUAAAAACUUAAUCAGCCUUAUGAAUAUGCCAUUUCAAGUAAUUUACAUUAUCUGGUGCAAUAAUACUCAUAAGUGUUUGAAUUGUGAAAUGUACAUUUAAAAUGCAUAUGAAGAAAUCUACACAGUAUGUUGUGUGUUUUUUUUCAUCUAGUAUUUCAUAUUCUGUUCUAGAUUUAUUUAACUUUUUUAGUUUUUAUUGUGGUGGUUGUUCUUUCUUUCUUUCUUUCUUUCUUUUCAUUGGUUUAAAACUCAAAUGACAGCUUUGUUGUAAACACACUAUAAUAUUUACUUAAAGGACAAGGUCGGUAUUUUACACUUAGCCCUGUUUUCAGAUUGUUUAUGAUGAAAUAGAACGGUUUUGACUGAAAUUUGGACAUAUGCUGCUGGCCCGAGAAUUUUCGGUUUCUGUUGUAUCACCCCCUCCCCACCACCACCCUCACAAUGGCUGGAUAGGUGCA
Molecule: messenger RNA, 3288 nt
Organism: Misgurnus anguillicaudatus (oriental weatherfish)
Lineage: Eukaryota; Metazoa; Chordata; Actinopteri; Cypriniformes; Cobitidae
Gene: xkr7a
Product: XK related 7a
Biological process (GO): apoptotic process involved in development; phosphatidylserine exposure on apoptotic cell surface; engulfment of apoptotic cell
Cellular component (GO): plasma membrane
Source: RefSeq, a predicted model, not a curated record